Molecule: messenger RNA, 1209 nt
Organism: Microplitis demolitor
Lineage: Eukaryota; Metazoa; Arthropoda; Insecta; Hymenoptera; Braconidae
Product: odorant receptor 85b-like
Exons: 7
Coding region: 1-1209 (402 amino acids)
Biological process (GO): sensory perception of smell; detection of chemical stimulus involved in sensory perception of smell
Cellular component (GO): plasma membrane
Molecular function (GO): olfactory receptor activity; odorant binding
Source: RefSeq, a predicted model, not a curated record
AUGACUCGUAGUCUGAAGCUCCAAGAUCAAGAGACAUUUGAUCAAGUGGCUAAAGUGCUGAAGUGGAACAGGUGGUUGCUAUCGACCCUCGGGCUAUGGCCGCAGUCGCCAAAUACUUUUAUAUUUACUAUCAACUUCAGUUACUUUGUGUACCACAUGGCCAUGGAGUAUCUUGAUCUUUUUUUGUUUAUCGACAAUCUCGAGCACGUUAUUGAAAAUUUAACUGAAAAUAUGGCAUUCACUCAAAUAUUAGUGCGCAUCGCGAUGUUAAAAAAAUACAACCGUCAACUUGGUGAGGUUGUUAAUGAAGCAUUCAAAGAUUACGACGCACGAAUUUAUAGAACUGAUGAAGAAAGUCAAGUGUUUAUUGAAUACAUGAAGAAAGCUAAAUUAUUUAUAAAACUUUUGUGCGCAUUUGUCACCAUGACCGCGACUUCUUAUUACGCUAAGCCGAUAACAAGUCCGCCACCACCACCGGAGGGGGAGCUGGAUGUUGAAAUGGAAAAUGCGACGAUGCCAUUUAUAUUGCCGUACCGUUUUCAUUUAUUUUACCAAGUCAACGAUUCAAGAACAUGGGCACUGACAUAUUUAUCCCACUUUCCUUUUGUAUUUGUCAGUGGGUUCGGUCAAACGGCGGCCGACUGUUUGAUGGUGACUCUAGUUUUUCAUGUAAGCGGUAAAUUAGCGUCACUUGCUAUCAGAAUUUCUGAAAUAAAUACCGAACAGGGAGUAUGCAAGCAAGAAUUACGAAGUAUUAUUAUUGAACAUGACAGAUUGCUCAAAAUGGGCCAGAGUAUUGAAGAAGCUUUCAGUGAAACUCUUUUGGCGCAUCUAUUAGGCGCAACUUCGCUUGUUUGUAUUCUUGGGUAUCAAUUACUCGUUAAUUACGCAAGAGGACAAGGCGCUGAUCUUGUCACAUUUUUUGUAUUUAUAUUUUUGGUAUUUCUCGUACUCUAUGCCCACUGCGUUGUGGGUGAAAGUCUAAUUACUGAGAGUUUUAAAGUUUGUGAAGCGUAUUAUGAUUGUUUGUGGUACAAAAUGCCCAAAGAGUCAUCUAAAACAAUCGUUCUUUGCAUGGCACGGUCUCAGAAACCUUUGGGACUGACGGCUGGUAAAUUUGGAGCCUUUUGCCUGAGUACUCUCACAGAUGUUGUGAAAACUGCGAUGGCUUAUUUAUCCGUUCUAAGAACAUUCUUAGUUAUUGAAUAA